Molecule: messenger RNA, 390 nt
Organism: Nematocida parisii ERTm1
Lineage: Eukaryota; Fungi; Microsporidia
Exons: 1
Coding region: 1-390 (129 amino acids)
Source: RefSeq, a predicted model, not a curated record
AUGAUAAACGACUUUAUUGAUCCCGCCAAAACAAAAGGCCGGAAUCGCAAUUCCGUAGAUCAACUUGAGCCAUAUAAGCAGCACGCACCCAAACAAAGAAUGGGACAACCACGGAAAACAUUUACCCAAAGGCUCAGCGUCAAUAGCGCCACAAGGACUCUGCGUCCGUGCACAUCCCGAUAUUCUAAUAAUCAUAAUAAAGAGCAUCUCUCAAUACUAUCUCUAUCUUGGACUAUGUUAUACGAGCGGCAACGGUUCCUCCUCCUGAGCACGUCACCCAGCGUAUUCAAACCAAGUAUUUUAAAUGUUAAAUACAAAAAACUAUUAUUUCGUCCACUUAUGUAUAAGUUGUAUACAGAGGUAUUUAGAAACAGAAAAAAUAUUAGCUGA